AUGAGAUUGUGUGCGGUCAACGCAGUGCAGAAGACGCCAGAAAUUUCAGGUGAAGAGGACAUGGUUGCAGAGGAGGCUAUGACACCGAAAGACGACCACGAGAUAACUGAUCCGCUACAAGGACAAACCAACUGUCACCCAGACAGGAUCGAGGUUGAAGUUCGGGAGGUGUAUGGCCAGUCUACACGACUGGAUGACGAAGUGAAAGCUGUUACGAUCGACGUCGAAGUAAUGGAAAAUGAUGUAACGGAUGAAUCAACAUACUACCACAAGGGAGGUGAACUGUUCACGGAAGAUGUGGAACAACACAUGGCUGUGCUGCUGGAGAGGAUCAAGAGCAUUUGCGACGACUGA
Peronospora matthiolae is the source of this 354-nucleotide messenger RNA. The record is from the annotation of a GenBank genome assembly. Lineage: Eukaryota; Oomycota; Peronosporomycetes; Peronosporales; Peronosporaceae.